This is a messenger RNA of Carya illinoinensis, 1766 nucleotides long. RefSeq names its product WUSCHEL-related homeobox 1-like. Gene Ontology annotation, biological process: plant organ development. Gene Ontology annotation, molecular function: DNA binding; DNA-binding transcription factor activity. The transcript is spliced from 4 exons. Lineage: Eukaryota; Viridiplantae; Streptophyta; Magnoliopsida; Fagales; Juglandaceae. Bases 392 to 1432 code for a protein of 346 amino acids. The record is from RefSeq and is a predicted model, not a curated record.
AUAUCGUGUUCACGUCCUUUUUAUACUUCGUCUCCCUACAUCUCCUAGAAUUCCACGCUUCCUGCACCCAAUUCUUCUGCUUUGUCCUCCUUGAACCCUCCCUCCCUUUCUUUCAUGUUCGAUUUAGGUUUUCAGCCCUUUUAAUUCCAUAUAUAGAUGAGGAAAGCAUAGUCAACCUAGCUACUGUCUUGGUCUUCCCUCAGACUCUCUCAUCUGUUUAAGACCAAAUACUUCAGAACUUUCUUCAUCAAUUUCUCCCUUCCUUGCUUAUUCUUCGUUCUUUUAGUCUUUUAUCUUUUCCGCUUGCCAGGAAUAUCUGUUACACCAUCAUCUAGAACUUAUAUCGGCCCCUCAACAAGCUACAGAGAACUAGGUUUUUUGGUGCUUCACAAUGUGGACGAUGGGUUCUGGCGAUGGCAGGGAGAUCACUAACCUCUCUGACCCAGUCCCUGGUUUUAAGCUUCGGCCCCUCAUUCCAAAGCCAACAUCUGUUAUCCCCAGAAAUACUAUAAUUUCUCCAAUAUUGGCCCCUCCUUAUCAUGAUAAUUGCAGCACUCAUUUCACCAGUACUCUUUACUCAUUGAAUCACCAACCAGGCCGUUAUGUAACUGAACAAUUUAGGACAAAUUUCAACCCGCAGCCAUUGGUGACUACUCGGUGGAAUCCAACUUCGGAGCAGCUUGUGGCUCUUGAAGAUUUGUAUCGGCGUGGAACACGAACUCCAACAGCUGAGCAAAUCCAUCAGAUUGCAGCAUAUCUUCGAAGGUUUGGAAAGAUUGAAGGGAAGAAUGUUUUCUACUGGUUUCAAAAUCAUAAAGCGAGAGAGAGGCAGAAACGUCGGCGUGAAAUGGCAUCACAUUUACCAGAGCAGCAACACGGUAGUAGCAGUCCAACUGAGAAAGAAUCGGCCGUGACGAGGAGGACUGUGUAUAAAGUUAGACAAGAGAAGAAGUGGGCACCUCUUCUCAACUGCAGUGAGCUUAAGGAGGAAUCUGCGACGUCGAUGAAUAAAGCAGAAGCAAUAGCAGCUGAAAGAUUCACACCUGGUUGGUGGGUUCAGUUUGAGGAGAGAGAAUCAAAACAGCAGAGAAGAAGCACAGGAGAUAGGCGUGGUGGUACGUGGCAAAGUACAAAGACGCCUUGUUCUCCUCCCAUCAAAACCUUGCCCAGAACAGCUACUUUAUCAGACACAAAGCUCUUAAACAGUCAUUAUUUUAUGUCGUUGACACCCGACAAAGAAGAUGUUUCCCAUCUUGGAGAUCAAAUUAGAAGCUGUGAAUCUAAAACUCUUAACCUCUUUCCGCUCCCCGGUAAUGAUAAUUCGGAUGGUAACGAUCAUGUUUCUAGGACGAACACCAAAGUGCCCAUCACGUCUAGGGGUGACAGCUUUGCUGCAAACCAAUUUUUCGAGUUUCUUCCUCUUAAGAUCUGAGGAAAACAGCCAGCCGAUCCAUCAUGUGAUCAGAAACGAGUUCAUGCUAACCACCUUGUACGUGUACGUACAUGAGAUGUAUCGAUCAUGCAUGGUUAACUAGUAGUUAUCUUGCUAAGUAGAGAGAGAGAGAGAGAGAGAGAGAGAGAGAGAUGCAUGGUAAUUCAGAUUAAUGUCUCUCCACUAUGCCGGAAAUGGAAAAUUAGUAGGAUUAUUGUGUUUAUAAUAUUGUAUGCAUGGUGCAAGAGUGCAAGGGAAGAUAGAUCAGCACGUCGUGCAUGUGGAAAUGUUGUUAAUUUCUUGCCUAGUCUAAUGAUCAGAGAAUUAUCAUGCA